Molecule: messenger RNA, 1337 nt
Organism: Pseudoliparis swirei
Lineage: Eukaryota; Metazoa; Chordata; Actinopteri; Perciformes; Liparidae
Gene: scgn
Product: secretagogin, EF-hand calcium binding protein
Exons: 11
Coding region: 56-871 (271 amino acids)
Biological process (GO): regulation of long-term synaptic potentiation; regulation of presynaptic cytosolic calcium ion concentration
Cellular component (GO): nucleus; dendrite; terminal bouton
Molecular function (GO): calcium ion binding
Source: RefSeq, a predicted model, not a curated record
UGUCCUCCUUGUUUCUACGUUUUAAAGUCAGCUUUCUUAAACUGUCUUCAUUAAAAUGGACAGUGCUUUUAAUAACCUGGAUGCAGCCGGUUUCCUGGAAAUCUGGCAACACUUCGAUGCAGAUGAUAAUGGCCACAUUGAGGGCAAAGAGCUGGAUGACUUUUUCCGUCACAUGAUGAAGAGACUGGCUCCACAGGAAACCGUGACUGAGGAGAAAAUCCAGAAGCUGAAGCAAAGGUUUAUGUCCGCCUACGAUGCCACUGCUGAUGGGAAACUACAGAUUCAGGAGUUGGCCAAUAUGAUCCUCCCUGAAGAUGAGAACUUCCUGUUAAUUUUCCACAGAGAAGCUCCUCUGGACAACAGUGUUGACUUCAUGAAGAUAUGGAAGAAGUACGAUGUUGACUGCAGCGGCUACAUCUCGGCUCGGGAGCUCAAGGGUUUCCUGAAUGAUCUGUUCCUGAAGCAUCACAAGGAAGUGUCAUCCGAUAAGCUGGAUGAGUACACCGACACAAUGAUGAAAAUCUUUGACAAAAACAAGGAUGGCUGUUUGGAUUUGAACGACUUGGCCAGGAUCUUGGCUUUGGAGGAGAACUUCCUGCUCCAGUUCCAAAUGGAUGCCGGCAGUAAAGAGGAGAGAAAGAAAGACUUUGAGAAGAUCUUUGACCAUUACGAUGUUAGUAAGACGGGAGUGCUGGAGGGUCCUGAGGUGGACGGCUUUGUGAAGGACAUGAUGGGGCUGGUCAGGCCCAACCUCACGGGUCCGGAGCUGGACAAGUUGAGAGGCAUUCUGCUGCGUCACUGUGACGUCAACAAGGACGGAAAGAUUCAGAGAAAUGAGCUGUCUCUGUGUUUGGGACUCAAACCUAAAUAAACUGAGUUGAGAGAACUGUAUUAUUACGGCAUCGCAUCAUGAAAAACUGACUCUGUAUCCGUUAGUCAACAGUGAUAGAACAUUGUGUUUUACUCCAGUUCAGUCUAAUUACUGUCUUUUUUAAGGUCAAUAUACCUAAAAAGAUUAUAAAAAUCACAAUUUGAUACACUGGAAUGAAAAUUAAAUUAUAAAUUAUAGAUUUAGAACGUUUCUUGUGCAUGUUGUAGAAAAUAAGAAAAAGAAAAUAAGAUAUGAAUGUAUUUUUGGUUAAAAUGAUUGCGCUGUAUGAUUUGUGGUAUAUUAAUCAAUUUGUGAGUAUGUGUUUUUCAUUGUAUUUUUUGUUUGGUGCUUGUGUUUAUUGGCUAUUACUGACUUUGAGCCAUCUGCAUGUUUCUCUGCCAAAGACGGCUGUAUGUUGUUGUAAUUUUAUUCUAAUGCAUUGCAGAGGAAAUAAAGCAAAGAGCAU